Ectocarpus sp. CCAP 1310/34 is the source of this 494-nucleotide messenger RNA. The record is from the annotation of a GenBank genome assembly. Lineage: Eukaryota; Phaeophyceae; Ectocarpales; Ectocarpaceae.
CCCGCGGAGCCGACAUCUCACACCCCCUUUACCUGACGACGUGGCACGGCUGUUGUGGCACGGCUGUUGUACUCUAUUUCGUGAGCAGAUCCCCUAGAAACCUUGUGCACUUAACCUGUCGAAGUAUCAAUGAAGUUGCUGAAGGAUGGUUUUGUAUUUCCCCAUCAUGACCCCAGCAACCGGGGGCAACGUAUGGAUAUGGACACCGCCACUGUCUCGACACCGGCGCGCCAAAGCUUGGGGACUCGUCCUGCGGUGACACCGACACAAUCGGCCAAGAAGGAUGAAGACGAGAGGCGUAAGCGCCGAACCUCCGGACCGCGCGCGGUCGGCACAGACGCUCAGCAGGCCACACACGACUCCACGAAGGGGAAUGGGCCGAACUACCCUCGCGGGUUUAAACCAGGUAGGGAGGGAAGCGACGGGGCGAAGCUGCCUGUGUACAUGUUCCUCCAGCAAGGCGCCCUGGAGGAGGGCGUGCAAGAACACACCAC